AUGUACGAUGACACCAAGGGUGUGCUCAUCAACGACCAGGCGGUGCGAGUCCAGGGGAGCAACAACCACCAUGAGCACGGCUCCAUCGGAACUGCUUUCAACGUGCGGGCUCCUGAAAGCCAGUUGCGAGUGCUCCAGGAGAUGUGGUUCAUGGUUAUAAACGAGAUUUUCGGCUGUUGGAACAGCCAGAAGACGACGGACGACUAUCACCUGCUCUUCACCAACUGGCGAGAGCCUGACCUCCGUGCGUUUGUCCGUGGCGAUCGCAACCACCCCUCGGUCAUCGCCUGGAGUUUCGGCAACGAGGUCGUUGAGCAGUAUGGCUCAUCUGCCGAGACUCAGAUACUUGAUGAACGUAUGGAAUUGGAGCAGUUAGGGCAGCUGAAGAGUUUAUGGGAUGCUUACAGCGACGCAACCAAAGCGGUGGCGGAAACGAUACGAGAGUGCAAAGAGACCGAGGCCCAGCUCGUCAUUAUCAAAGGGAGCCUGAAGGCCAGCUGGCAGAUCAUCAAGCAGUCUGACAGCCGCGAGGCCAUCCUAUUCUGUCUCGCGGCGCCGAUCGAGGAGGUCACGGAGAUCUUAACAGAAAUCUCGCAAGAGCUGCCAUAA
Molecule: messenger RNA, 609 nt
Organism: Anthostomella pinea
Lineage: Eukaryota; Fungi; Ascomycota; Sordariomycetes; Xylariales; Xylariaceae
Source: the annotation of a GenBank genome assembly